AUGACCGCGGCUCCUGAAAUGGACUCCCUGCUUUGCCAGUUAAAAGGGUUCGUCCGUGCUGAGGUCGCUCGUCAGCUUUCCCUGCGGUCCUCAGCCACGCCACCACCUUCGAUUUUGCCGGCCAACCUUCGCCAGGUCACCCACGAGCAAGUGUGCGCAGCUCUCCCUUCUGACCGCGAGACCCCGCCUGUGCCGACUCCCGUUGCUUUUCCCGAGUUGACUGCACCUCUCAGCUAUGCCGAGGCUCUCGCGCGGCCACCACCUCCGACCUUUGCGCCAUCCCCACCGGUCGUGCCACUGUGCCCACCUCACUUCGUUCAGCCUCGUGACAAUGCCACAAGGUUCCCGCUCAGCAUGUCUCUGGUCCACUCCAACCAAUCUCCAUUGAGGCCUUCUAGUUCUCCGUCAACUGCCAACUGUGACUACUCAAAGCAAGAAUGCCUCCACCGAUGUCACCUAUGUGACUAUGAGGCUGAUGAACUGUUUCAUCUGGAAGCACAUGCCAACGUCCAUACUGGCGAGAAGCCAUUUCAGUGCCCUUCAUGUCAUAGGAGCUUGUCAAACAGAUACAACUUAAACGUCCACUUGCGCACCCAGGCAAGCGAUAAGCCAUUUGAGUGUUCUCGAUGCCCUCAGAGCUUCUCACAAAAGUGCAACCUCAAAGACCACCUGCGUACCCACACAGGUGAGAAGCCAUAUCAGUGUCCUUCAUGCUCUCGGAGCUUCACAUACAAGGCUAAACUGAAAGUUCACCUGCGUACCCACACAGGCGAUAAGCCAUUUGUGUGCCCUUCAUGCUGUCAGAGCUUUUCACAACAGGCCUAUUUGAAAGCCCACCUGCGUACCCACACAGGCGAGAAGCCAUAUCAGUGCCCUUCAUGCUCUCAGAGCUUCACACGCCAGUCUAGCCUCAAAAUCCACCUGCGCACCCAUACAGGUGAGAAGCCAUAUCAGUGCCCUUCAUGCUCUCAAGGAUACAGAAGGAGAUAUGACUUAAAGUGCCACCUGCGCACCCACACGGGCGAGAAGCCAUUUGAGUGCCCUUCAUGCUCUCAGAGCUUUUCACAACAGGCCCACUUGAAAGCCCACCUGCGCACCCACACAGGCGAUAAGCCAUUUGAGUGCCCUUCAUGCUCUCAGAGCUUUUCACAACAGGCCCAUUUGAAAGCCCACCUGCGCACCCACACAGGUGAGAAGCCAUUUGAGUGUCCUUCAUGCUCUCAGAGCUUCGCACGCAAGUCUACUCUCAAAGUCCACCUGCGCACCCAUACAGGUGAGAAGCCACAUCAGUGCCCUUCAUGCUCUCAAAGCUUCAAAAUGAGAUAUGACUUAAAGUGCCACCUGCGCACCCACACAGGUGAGAAGCCAUAUCAGUGCCCUUCAUGCUCUCGGGGCUUCAAAAAGAGAUAUGGCUUAAAGCGCCACCUGCGCACCCACACAGGCGAGAAGCCAUUUGAGUGUGCUCUUUAUGCUCUCAAGAGCUUCUCACAGCAGGCCCACCUGAAAGUCCACCUGCGCACCCACACAGGUGAGAAGCCAUAUCCGUGCCAUUCAUGCUCUCAGAGCUUCUUCCAAAAGGUCCACCUUGAGACACAUGAAGCAAGAAGCCAUUUCAAGCCCAAUAAUGCCUUCAGAGAUUGUCGUUGAAGAAUGCCCCCAAGACACACGAGCUCAUUCAUGCAGGUGACCGGCCGUAUAGUUGUAACGUCUGCUCCAGGUCCCUUACACAGUCUCAUAAGUGAACAGUCAUAAGGGAUCACAGCACCAUGAUACUCUAGGGUAGGUCAAGAACGAUGUUGAAUGGGAAUCUGAAUUGUAAAUCUACAAAUGUGUAGAAUGUCGCAUACUGUUCUACUGCAUGAGGUAGCACAAAUGUUUCCAUGUGCUCAUAAAGGGAAGGCUUGAACUCGGGCCCAACUCUGAUACAUGUAAAAUGCUGGAACACUUUUCUGAGAUAACUACUGGACCAAUUAUUUGGAAAUUUGUUGCUUUUGAGACAAAAAGAUAAAUUCUAGUGGGUGCUGGACGCAGAAUCUUGAUUUAAGGCCUUUAUGUUAUAAUAUCAAUUUACAAAGAUUUGAAAAAAAUUGAAACGAGAAGUUAAUAAAUUCGCAGCUCUGCACCUAGAAUAGUUAUCGUAGUUCUGUAAACUGCAUAUGGUAGAUAAUCAAAAGCGGAGAAAUUUGAUGUAUCAAUUUAUAUCUUUCGUCAACUUGUUACAUUGUGUAUGACGUUUUUUUCAAAGUCCUACUCACAUAUUAGUGCUA
Molecule: messenger RNA, 2267 nt
Organism: Dermacentor andersoni
Lineage: Eukaryota; Metazoa; Arthropoda; Arachnida; Ixodida; Ixodidae
Source: RefSeq, a predicted model, not a curated record